AUGUCUGCGCAGCAAUCCCAGAGCAUUCAGACCCUCCUCGAGGCCGAGAAGGAGGCCGCGAAGACCGUCCAGCAGGCGCGCCAGUACCGCGUCCAGAAGCUCAAGGACGCACGCGCACAGGCUGCAAAGGAGAUCGAGGUGUACAAGAGGCAGAAGGAGGACGAGUUCAAGGCCUUCGAGGCAUCGCACGCCGGAAGCACGCAGACAGCACAGACCGCGGUCGACCAAGAAACUGAGAUUAAGCUACAGGAGAUUACGGAUGCAUACAACAAGAACAAGGACCAGGUCGUCAAGAAGCUACUCGACCGCGUCGUACUAGUCAAACCGGAGCUGCACCGUAACCUCAAGAAGGCGCAGGCGUAG
Rhodofomes roseus is the source of this 363-nucleotide messenger RNA. RefSeq names its product H+-ATPase G subunit-domain-containing protein. The coding region runs from base 1 to 363 and encodes 120 amino acids. The transcript is spliced from 4 exons. Gene Ontology annotation, cellular component: vacuolar proton-transporting V-type ATPase complex. The record is from RefSeq and is a predicted model, not a curated record. Gene Ontology annotation, biological process: proton transmembrane transport. Lineage: Eukaryota; Fungi; Basidiomycota; Agaricomycetes; Polyporales; Fomitopsidaceae. Gene Ontology annotation, molecular function: proton-transporting ATPase activity, rotational mechanism.